GGUUGCUUCGCUGCCAGUAGCUUGUACCACACACCACCAUAGCAGAGCAGAGGGGUUGGUGAGAGGAUGCGCGGCGGCGGGCGGGACGACGAGGAGGCCGCCCACAAGCUCAAGAGCAUGGACGUCGACAAGCUGGAGAACGGCGCCAACGGCGCCGACACGCCGCCGCGCCCCGCCCUGAAGUACCACGGCUGGAGGGCCAUGCCCUUCAUCAUAGGGAACGAGACGUUCGAGAAGCUGGGGACGCUGGGGACGUCGGCGAACCUGCUGGUGUACCUGACGCAGGUGUUCCACAUGCGGAGCGUGGACGCGGCGACGCUUCUCAACGGCCUCAACGGCACCACCAGCCUCGCCCCCAUCAUCGGCGCCUUCCUCUCCGACGCCUACCUCGGCCGCUACCUCGCCCUCGCCAUCGCCUCCGUCGCCUCCCUCAUCGGCAUGUUCCUGCUGACGAUGACGGCGGGGGCGGAGGGGCUGCACCCGGCGGAGUGCGGCGUCGGGGAGGCGUGCGAGAAGGCGACGUCGGGGCAGUUCGCCGUGCUGUUCAUCUCGUUCGCGUUCCUGGUGCUGGGGUCGGCGGGGAUCCGGCCGUGCAGCAUGCCGUUCGGCGCCGACCAGUUCGACCCGCACACGGAGUCCGGCAAGCGCGGCAUCAACAGCUUCUUCAACUGGUACUACUUCACCUUCACCUCCGCCAUGCUCGUCUCCGCCACCGUCAUCAUCUACGUCCAGAGCAACGUCAGCUGGCCCAUCGGCCUGGGGAUCCCCACGGCGCUCAUGUUCCUCGCCUGCGUCCUCUUCUUCCUCGGCACGCGCCUCUACGUGCGCGUCACCCCCGAGGGGAGCCCCUUCACCAGCAUCGUCCAGGUGUUCGCCGCCGCCGCCAGGAAGCGGUCGCUGAAGCAGCCCAAGGACCCCAAGCAGGACCUGUUCGACCCGCCGCACACCAGCGCCAUCGUCACCAAGCUGGCGCACACGGACCAGUUCCGGUGCCUGGACAAGGCGGCCAUCGUCGCCGGCCCCGACGAGGUGAGGUCCGCCGGCGGCGGCGGCCCCGCGCCGGCCAACCCGUGGAGGCUGUGCAGCGUGCAGCAGGUGGAGGAGGUGAAGUGCCUCAUCCGCAUCGUCCCGGUGUGGUCGACGGGGAUCAUCUACUACGUCGCCGUCGUGCAGCAGUCCACCUACGUGGUGCUCUCCGCGCUGCAGUCCGACCGCCACCUCGGCAAGAGCUUCCAGAUCCCGGCGGCGUCCUUCACCGUCUUCGCCAUGCUGGCGCAGACGCUCUGGAUCCCCAUCUACGACCGCCUCCUGGUGCCGCGCCUCCGCAAGGUCACCGGCAAGGACGAGGGGCUCACGCUCCUGCAGCGGCAAGGCAUCGGCAUCGCGCUCUCCACGGUGGCCAUGGUGAUGUCGGCCAUCGUCGAGGACCGGAGGCGGCACAUCGCGCUGACGCAGCCGACGCUGGGGACGACCAUCACCGGCGGCGCCAUCUCCGCCAUGUCCAGCCUGUGGAUGGUGCCGCAGCUCAUGGUGCUGGGCCUCUCCGAGGCGUUCAACCUCAUCAGCCAGAUCGAGUUCUACUACAAGGAGAUCCCGGAGCACAUGCGGAGCGUCGCCGGCGCGCUGGCCUUCUGCAACCUCGCGCUCGGCAACUACCUCAGCGGCUUCCUCGUCACCAUCGUGCACCGGACCACCGGCUCCGGCAGCAACUGGCUGGCGCAGGACCUCAACAAGGGGAGGCUCGACCUCUUCUACUGGAUGAUCGCCGGCAUUGGCAUCUUCAACAUCGUCUACUUCAUGAUCUGCGCCAAGUGGUACAGGUUCAAGGGAGCAGCCAACUGAGAAGUGAAAGUUUGUUCAUUUGGGUGGUUAAUUAAUUAUGUCAAGGGGCAGAUAAUUAAUUGGUGGAGUGUUUUGGAUACCAUAGUCAAGGGCUGCUUAUCUUCUUCUCUCUUCUUUUUUUUUCCCCCUCUCUCUGCCUCACAAUUUCUCUAUUGUAUUUAUGUAUCUGGUGUCUUGAAUUAAAAAUCUAUAGGAUUAUGAGGAAAGAGGUGAAGAAAGAAACAAAAAGGGUUGGUUUCUUUGGAAGUGGUUAAAAUUCAAAGAUAAGUGAAUGUUCAAUCUUAGUACUAAAUCGCUACUUUUUGCUGUUUGACU
Oryza brachyantha (malo sina) is the source of this 2157-nucleotide messenger RNA. Its product is annotated as protein NRT1/ PTR FAMILY 2.11. Gene Ontology annotation, molecular function: transmembrane transporter activity. Gene Ontology annotation, biological process: transmembrane transport. The record is from RefSeq and is a predicted model, not a curated record. Lineage: Eukaryota; Viridiplantae; Streptophyta; Magnoliopsida; Poales; Poaceae. Gene Ontology annotation, cellular component: plasma membrane. The transcript is spliced from 3 exons. The coding region runs from base 67 to 1842 and encodes 591 amino acids.